AUGUAUGAUGACUGGGCGUAUAGAACAGAGACUAGAGCUCAACCAGAGAGCAAGGUCGUAAGGUCGGAUGCGGGUUCAUCAGUGACCCCACUAACUUCGAGUUCAAGUUCGUUAAAAGUAGGAACCGGUAACCGUCCUCGAGCUAGAUCUCUGUUACAAUCCGUUGCACAUGAGGGAGAUGACCGCAAGAAUCACAGACAAAAAGAAAAUGGAAUGGUCAAUGGCAUUGGUCACGACAAAGGCAUGGUUCCCAGUCGAGCGUCUGUAAAGCCAAGGCGAGCCCAAUCUCAAAUUCGAACCUCGAAACAAACGACGUUACAGUCGCGGUCAAUUCAAAGGCUCAACAAAAAUAAAGCAUACACAGUUUCAACGCCAGAUUCAGGAAAUCAUUCUCAUUUAUAUCUUGAUUAUCCGUUCACCGAAUUUGAAUUGUUGCAUAUAGAUAACCUCUCACAUUUCCUCGACUCCGAUGUUGAUCAGUAUGAGUUUGAGGUCAAAGAAGCUGUCGAUAAUUAUAUAAACUCAUCAUUCGACUGGAGAGGAAUUGAUUCCCAAUUUCCCAGCUCAACCUACAGCGAUGAACUAGAUUCUGCGAAUCUCCAGUCUUUUUUGUCGUUUUCUCAAUCGUCAUCCUUGCAUUCAGAUUCUUGUAGCCAUCUUAUAGAUAGCUGCGAUUCUGUCAUUUCUUACCUCGAUGAAUUGUCAAGAGGUUUUCGUCAAGUUAGGCUCGAAACUACUGAGUUUGAAGCAGCUUGUCAUUCACUCGUUGCCGAAGAAACUCAUUUGGUGAAUUUGUCACAUGAUGUUGAAGCCAAUUUAGAAAUAUUCACCACUCUCGAAAAGGCCAUGAGAAAAUUGCAUUCCCCAGGUUCUGAUUUACCUGGAAGAGCUUCGUUCAAGCCACUAUUAUUAGAUUUAGACAAAGGGCUCGAAUAUUUUGCCAAACAUCCCAAUAUUCUUGAUGCUGAUUUAUAUCAGAUGAGGUACCGCCAAUGUAUGACCAGAGCACUCACUUUGGCUGUGGAAUAUGUCAACAAUCGUCUAAAUAACACUGCUCGCAAUAUCGAAUCAAAAAUAUCCAGCAACAAAAAUCUUAAUCCAGCAGCUCAUGCUGCAUUGAUCUAUGCUACAUUUGAGUCGGACGCUUCACACCUGAAAGACGUGGCUAAUGAGGUAUUUAUUCGCAGCCAUAACAACAAAGAAUAUAGUGCUUUGUAUGAUGGUUGCUUAUACACUUAUUUUGGAAUCCGUAAGAAACUUCUGACACCAAUAAUCAAUAAAAAUCUCGAGGAGUCGUCGGGUACACAACCUGGCACCUCUUCUUUUGUGCAAAUAAGUCUUUCGAGCUUGUCGUUUUUCCAGGAGGAUAUCUAUACUCAGGAGGUCCAUUUAUUUGAUGCAUUUUUCACUUGUUCUUUAGAUGUUUUCGAAAACUGGCUGAUCGAUUUAAGUGAGCCUUUGUACGACAACUUACGGAAGCGAAUCAUCCGGGAACAUAAUAUUGAUAACUUGUGCGAGCUUACAUCACGGCUAUUGAGCUAUAAGGAAGAAGAUGAACAGCACAUGGAGCAGUCUGCUUUAUUUGCCGCUACAACUGGUGGAACCGAAGUCAAGCAUCAAGUACGUACUUCGCAUCUUUUUCAACCAGUAUUGGAGGAUGUACAGUCUAGACUUGUUUUCAGAGUCCAGACAUCAGUCGAGCAAGACAUUGUCAAGUAUCUUCCCAAGUCCAGUGAUAUUACAACACUAGGUGGUCGCAGGAAACAGUCCGCGACACCAGCAACUACUGAAAUUGUAGCUGAUACAACGGCCACAACAGUAGGCAAUCCCGAGACGGUCCCCACUCCUCCGACAUUGUCCAAAGAAAAAGAGCCUAGAUUUGAUACUGAUCAGAUUCUUCAUGAUUUAUACCCCCCGAUGAGAACAGCAGUAUCUCUUCUUGCUCGUAUAUACCAAUUGGUUAACUCACGCGUGUUUGACGAUUUAGCUCACAACAUUGUUCAUGAGAGUUUAUUGUCAAUCAAGAGAUCGCUACCACUUGCGGUUGCAAGGUUGGGUCUUAUUGAAUCGAACCUUUUUCUUGUCAAGAACUUAUUGAUGCUGCGAUCUCAAGUCAUAGAGUAUGAGAUUGACAAUGUUCCUGCUGAGAUUGGCGUUGAUUUCAGCGGAUUACAAGAAGUAUUUUGGACUAUUCGCCAAGAAGGUAUUACAUUUUCCUCUGAAAAUCUUCUCAAUCUGGCUCGGUCCAGUGUACCCAAAGUUGUGAAUAAUAUGUUGGAUGCUAAAGAUGAGCUAUAUGCGGAGCUUCGCAAUGCCAUUCACGAUCUGACUCAGAACUCGGUAACUACUGUUGCUCAAGCAAUUAUAAACCAAGAUGAUCCAGGCACUGCAUUGGAAGACAGUCGCAAGUUGAGGCAAGAUGCUGCAGUAGAACUUCCUCGCAUACGUGGUUUGAUAGAAAGCUAUAUUGUUGACCAACGAACUGUUGACGUACUUAUGGAUUCGAUUCAAGACCUUGUUAUCCAAACAUAUGAAGCGUACCACAAGGUAAUUUUGUCGAAGACAAAGAAUCCUGAAGAGAUAGAUGGACUGAUGGAGGUGGAUGGCCUUGUGUCCUGGCUAGGUGAUAUUAUAGGCAGGCUACACGCGAACACCAUAGCUAAUCACAAUUCUUCGGUGGAUACAAAUUCUGUUAUUAGUAGAUAA
Molecule: messenger RNA, 2706 nt
Organism: Sugiyamaella lignohabitans
Lineage: Eukaryota; Fungi; Ascomycota; Dipodascomycetes; Dipodascales; Trichomonascaceae
Gene: COG3
Product: Cog3p
Exons: 1
Coding region: 1-2706 (901 amino acids)
Biological process (GO): intra-Golgi vesicle-mediated transport; cytoplasm to vacuole targeting by the Cvt pathway; Golgi organization
Cellular component (GO): cis-Golgi network; COG complex; membrane
Source: RefSeq, a predicted model, not a curated record